CUCCUUUCCCUCAGCUGGGGCGGGACGUUCCCUAGUUCCAGAGCGGACGCCCCCAGGUCACCUUGACUACCGGGCGAAGGACCCCGUGGGAACUCGCAGCCCCCUCCAGCCUCGUCCCUCCCCUUAGGGUUGCCCAAAGAUAAGACCUGCGUGGCAAGAACAUGAACGAAGAGGUGAGGGGCGUGGAGAAGAGCAGGACAAAAGAAUAAAGACAUCAGUGCAAGGGGAUGCCAAUUUCCUUUAUGCCUUUUGUUUCUGACAGUAGUGGAGGAUUUGGAAUUUGGAAUUAAAAAACAAUUUCAGAAAGGCAUUUUUCAAAGGCAGCCCCGGAGUGCGCGUUACUACAGAACUGUGGAAGGUCUUUCUGCCUGUUCCUUGCGCAUGCGCGCUGUCAAUCAAGCGGGCGGGAGGCAGGGGUAGAGGGAAGUCGGAAACCGGAAGUGAAGGCAGAGUUCCCUCCUUCGUCGCUGUUGCUGCCGCCAUACGCGUUCGCCUUGCUCAGCUCUUCUGUCAGAAAUUAGUGUGUCUCUUCUAUUUUCAAGCCCCCGUUUUCCUUCCUGGUUUUCACUUAUUCUGCGUGAACCCAUCCAGAGACCCCUCCCCUUCUCCCCCUGCCGGCUCAGCUAUGGCAGAGAACGAUGUGGACAAUGAGCUCUUGGACUAUGAAGAUGAUGAGGUGGAGACAGCAGCUGGGGGAGACGGGGCUGAGGCCCCUGCCAAGAAGGAUGUUAAGGGCUCCUAUGUCUCCAUCCAUAGCUCUGGCUUUCGUGACUUCCUUCUCAAGCCAGAGUUGCUCCGGGCCAUUGUUGACUGUGGCUUUGAGCAUCCAUCAGAAGUCCAGCAUGAGUGUAUCCCUCAGGCUAUUCUGGGAAUGGACGUCCUCUGCCAAGCCAAGUCAGGCAUGGGAAAGACAGCGGUGUUUGUGCUGGCCACACUGCAACAGCUGGAGCCAGUUACUGGGCAGGUGUCUGUGCUGGUGAUGUGUCACACUCGGGAAUUGGCUUUUCAGAUCAGCAAGGAGUAUGAGCGCUUCUCUAAGUACAUGCCCAAUGUCAAGGUUGCCGUGUUUUUUGGUGGUCUGUCUAUCAAGAAGGAUGAAGAGGUGCUGAAGAAGAACUGCCCGCAUAUUGUCGUGGGGACCCCUGGCCGCAUCCUGGCCCUGGCUCGAAAUAAGAGCCUCAACCUCAAACACAUUAAACACUUUAUUUUGGAUGAAUGUGAUAAGAUGCUUGAACAGCUCGACAUGCGUCGGGAUGUCCAGGAAAUUUUUCGCAUGACCCCUCACGAGAAGCAGGUCAUGAUGUUCAGUGCUACCUUGAGCAAAGUGAUCCGCCCAGUGUGCCGCAAGUUCAUGCAAGACCCAAUGGAGAUCUUCGUGGAUGAUGAGACGAAGCUGACGCUGCAUGGGUUGCAGCAGUACUACGUGAAACUGAAGGACAACGAAAAGAACCGGAAGCUCUUUGACCUUCUGGAUGUACUUGAGUUCAACCAGGUGGUGAUCUUUGUGAAGUCUGUGCAGCGCUGCAUCGCCCUGGCGCAGCUCCUGGUGGAGCAGAACUUCCCGGCCAUCGCCAUCCACCGCGGGAUGCCCCAGGAGGAGCGGCUUUCUCGGUAUCAGCAGUUUAAAGAUUUUCAACGACGGAUUCUUGUGGCCACCAACUUGUUUGGCCGAGGCAUGGACAUCGAGCGGGUCAACAUUGCCUUCAACUAUGACAUGCCCGAGGAUUCCGACACCUACCUGCAUCGGGUGGCCAGAGCAGGCCGAUUUGGCACCAAGGGUUUGGCCAUCACGUUUGUGUCAGAUGAGAACGAUGCCAAGAUCCUGAAUGACGUGCAGGACCGCUUUGAGGUCAAUAUUAGUGAGCUGCCCGAGGAGAUCGACAUCUCCUCCUACAUUGAACAGACACGGUAGAGGACUCAUCACCCAUUCUGGAAUGUGUGACAGUCUGUUCCUCUUCAGGAGACGACACCAGGUGUGGGGGUGAAGGAGACACUACUGCCAUCUACCCCUGACAACCCCCAAACCCCCACCCCACCCUCCUUUUGCAUCACCACUUCUAAACCCCCAUUUCCUGAUUUGUCAGAACUUUUUUUUUAACAAAACUAAAAAACACAUGUGUC
Molecule: messenger RNA, 2121 nt
Organism: Hipposideros armiger (great roundleaf bat)
Lineage: Eukaryota; Metazoa; Chordata; Mammalia; Chiroptera; Hipposideridae
Gene: DDX39B
Product: DExD-box helicase 39B
Exons: 11
Coding region: 626-1912 (428 amino acids)
Molecular function (GO): nucleic acid binding; ATP binding; RNA helicase activity
Source: RefSeq, a predicted model, not a curated record